CUGAAACUUUCUGCGGAGUACUUUUCAUACAAUACACACGAUGGGGGAAACUGACGAAAAACCUGAAGUUGAUGUCGUUAAACGUCGUCGCCAUAUGUCGAGUGUUAUUCACGAUUCCAUUGUUUUUGAGGACGACAAUAGUGAGGACUCUGACGGCGAGAAUAAAAUCUACAGUUCUGAAGAGGUUCGAUCUAUCAUUGCGCGGUCUUACAUUUUGAUGACAAUUGGAACAGUAUCGAUUGGUUUAGGAGGAUCUCUAACAGUUCUUGGAUAUUAUUAUGAUACCAUUGGAUCAACUAUACCAGGAGUGGUUUUGUUUUUGUGGGCAAUAUUCUGUAUAUGCGCUGGAUGUUUGAAAUUUCGUCGUUCGAAGAAAAUAAAACGUGAAGGAGUAAUGGCUAGCGUACAAAGAGAUGGGUCGGUUCUGAAUUCGAUUGUAUUACCGAGUUUAUCUAUGCAUCAGAGCAAUGGGAUCUACGAUUCUCAACCUGAUAUGGCAUCUGAUAAUGCAGUUACAAGAUCGGCCGAUUCAAAUACGAAAGAUUUGCCAGAAAGUCCCCCUCCAUAUGCAGUAUAAUGUUUAUUGACAAAUCGAUUCAACAUGGUUCAUUCUGCCAAACUAUAUUUCAUUGCUUUUAUUGUAUGGUGGGUUUUUAUCACUUCAAUAUUCACCCACGAAUUUAAUGGUCGUAUUCAAUAAAUAGAAAACCUUAAUUGCGGAGCCAUUAUAAAAUGUUUUUAUACAUCAAGAAAUAAUUGGUGUCGUCAUGUACGUCCAAGGAAAGACGUUAUGACGCCAUAAUAGAUCUAUUGUCUAUGUCAUCUGAAGUCAUUAUAGAUUCAAUAUAUACUUGCCGUAACACCUUUUAUGAUAUUAUCCACUGGUUUAACAUUUGUAUAAAAUAUAAAAUAGGAUAUGUGCACAUACCACGUCAUGCUACCACAAACGGUGACGCCAUAAUACCCGUUUCUAAACGUGAGGGUGGGAGGUACUGGCACACGCAGCCUCUUACGCUAGUGAUUCCUUGUCUGGUGUCUUAUUCGGAUAGUCACUGUAAAAUGCCGGUAUACAUUUUGAACAUUCAAUUAACCAC
Molecule: messenger RNA, 1094 nt
Organism: Styela clava
Lineage: Eukaryota; Metazoa; Chordata; Ascidiacea; Stolidobranchia; Styelidae
Source: RefSeq, a predicted model, not a curated record